Molecule: messenger RNA, 820 nt
Organism: Rhopilema esculentum
Lineage: Eukaryota; Metazoa; Cnidaria; Scyphozoa; Rhizostomeae; Rhizostomatidae
Source: RefSeq, a predicted model, not a curated record
GGAACUUGGAGAAGAGCUAGCCUGCUUUCCUACUUAUCAUUGUGUAAUUACAGAAUGAAACAAAAAUUUAGAUUGGCAAUAUCAGAGAGAGGGAAAUUUCUUAAAAAUUUAAUGACUUUACAGAGGUAUAAAUUAAGGCAGUUCCAAAUUGCUAUUCAGUGAGCUUGGAAAGAGAAUCGAAACAGUGGCGCAAUGAUGGUGCGCCGGUCUCUCAUACUUUGGGCCUGCUUCUUCGGCAUACUUGCUGCUGCAGACAAAGGCUAUUUGAACUCAUAUUCGGAUUCGCAGACCUCGGUAUCACCAGAUAAAGAUGCGCUGGAACUGAAUGAAAACAAUGACCCUUCAACUUUUAAAGAGAAAGAGGAAGGUGAAGGACUUUUAGAUGACGGCAGUAGUGUCAACGAGGACCAAGGCUUGACACAAAGAGACCCUAGAAUUGGUGGUCUGAUAAGACUCAUAGUUCGUGGAAGUCGCGGUGCUCGCCGGAGUAGGAGCCUCCGUAUAAGGAGUCGCCGAAGAAGGAGCCGUCGACGAAGAGCUAGGAGAAGAAGGAGCCGUCGACGAAGAGCUAGAAGAAGGAGGAGUCGCCGAAGACGAGCUAGAAGAAGGAGGAGUCGCCGAAGACGAGCUAGAAGAAGGAGGAGUCGCCGCCGAUACAGAAGAGGUUACAUAAUGAGACGAAGGUUCCGCUACUACAAGGGGUAGUAAUCAAUGGAAUUAAUCUUGAAUUCGGUUGUUAUCAAACAUUAUGAGUGGAAACAAAAUUUUGUUUCUUGUGUAACCUUAUUGUGCUAUCAAACAAUGCUAGGGCGACCGAAGG